Molecule: messenger RNA, 2676 nt
Organism: Beauveria bassiana ARSEF 2860
Lineage: Eukaryota; Fungi; Ascomycota; Sordariomycetes; Hypocreales; Cordycipitaceae
Product: mitochondrial membrane protein Pet127
Exons: 1
Coding region: 1-2676 (891 amino acids)
Biological process (GO): mitochondrial RNA 5'-end processing
Cellular component (GO): mitochondrial envelope; mitochondrion
Source: RefSeq, a predicted model, not a curated record
AUGCAUCGUGCAAGAUGCCGGGCGGCUGGCCAAGUGCGCUUUGCAAGCAGGCCAGUGUGUCUCGGCUCAUGGCUCUCUCCAGGACGCGUCGCGCUCUUCGCCACUUCGCAGCCACGCAAUGCGACAACAUCGGAAAAGAACGCUGCCGAAGUGCCGGCCACCAGCAAAGAGGGAACGGCUUUUGGCUCCUGGUCCAGUCUCAAACAAAAACUACGACAUACCCUGGCGCCAUCGACAGAGGAAUCUACGACAUCGCCUUCAGAGUCUCUAGAACCCGAGGCCGAGCAAACACCCAAUUCACCGUCAAAGUCUGCGUCAAAGUCCAGCAAGCCUGCCAAGUCUAGCAAGUCUUCUAAGACAUCCAAGUCCUCCAAGGCCUCGAAACCCGCCAGAGCUACGAAAACUGCCAAACCUACGAAAAUCGCCAAAGCUGCUAAAUCCGCCAAGUCAGUAAAGAAGGGUGUCAAGAAGACGAAAGAAUUGGUCGAAUUCGAAAUCAUAACUCCCAAGGCUUUGGAGCUGAAACCAAUCGAUCAAGAGACACGCGAGAUUCCAAUGCUGAGCUACGGCCUCGACCGCGUACUCUUCAAUGGUGGCGUGUAUCGAAUGCAAGAUGCCCGAACAAACGUUUAUAAUUUCGAUCCGUACCUCGCGUCCAUCAUGCCAGUGGACGAGUUCGAUUACGACGCUCUCAAGGAAUAUGUCACGUCAUCCAAGGAUAACAAGCUCAACGAUCUCGCGAAGCAGCAUGGUAAAAAGUACAGUGGUUCCACCUCGAGCAUGACGGCUAUUCUCUCCCACCUUCAUUUCCUCAUCUCUGCUUGGAGAUCUCCCAAUCUCGAUCACUUAUCAAGAGGGUGGACCCCGGAGUCUCACAACUUCACCAUGUUGACCAGAGGUCCGGUUGCCGCGUUCAUAAAAUACAAUGACGGAGCGUACUCUAUCGAUUCCGACAAAGAAUAUGACCACGAGAAUAUACUGAGCACACUCGGAAAAUCUAUGGAAAAGCUACUCACGCUCCCGAAAGAAGAAUACGAAAAGUACAGAAAGACAAAAUCCCACGAAUUGACCGAGGAAGAAAAGAACGCAGACGAGGCAUAUCACUAUACUACCUUUGGCGAUUUUAUGAUGCGAUCGCAACUGGACGCUCACGACCCAAGAUUGCCCGGCACUGGCGUUUUCGACCUCAAGACAAGAGCCGUUGUGACCGUUCGAAUGGAUGUUCAGGGGCAUGAAAAGGGUGUCGGCUACGAAAUUCGAAAGCAAUUCGGCCAGUGGGAAUCCUUUGAAAGAGAAUACUACGACUUGAUUCGAUCUGCGUUUAUUAAAUACUCCCUUCAAGUUCGCAUGGGACGUAUGGAUGGCAUUUUUGUCGCGUACCACAACACGCAGAGAAUCUUUGGUUUCCAGUAUAUCUCUCUGCCAGAAAUGGAUCAUGCUAUUCACGGGCAAUCGGAUACAACGCUAGGCGACCAAGAGUUCAAAGCCAGUCUAUCAAUGUUGAAUGAUCUACUAGACAGAGCUACGAAGAAAUUUCCGGCGAGGUCAUUGAGGGUCCAUGUAGAGACUCGACCAACGAACGACCCCAUGACAUACUUCUUUGUGGAGCCUGUUACUGAUGAGGAGAUGCAAAGAAUCCAAGAUUUCAAGAAGGCAUCAGUGGACAAACUGAAGGAGGAGAUUGACGAACUAAGUAGCCAGGAAAUGGCUGCUGAGAUUGGCGCUACUGAGAAUGACGUUGCUGGAAUUGCCGCUCCCGAAGCUCUCGCUGCCGAAUCUGUUGUUACCGAAGCUACCGCCGCGGAUGAGAGUGAAAAUGCUGAAGAGUCGGAAUCUGCUGAGGAAGACGAUAUGGACCAGGAGUUCCAAAACGAAAUAGCAUGGCAGGAAGUCAUGGACCGCGUCAGCGAGGCAGUGGACAGCGAAUCCCUGGGUAUACGUUCUGUACGGGACGCUGUUCAAGAUGCGUUGACUCACGGCGGUCUAUUGGAAGGCAAAACGGAAGUGGAAAGCACGAAACACAUUGACGAUUUAGUGGCUGCCCUGACAGCACACUCCCAAGAGAGCAAAGAGUUGCAGAGCGCCUCCGAGGAAGAGCCAGUCGAUGCUCAAACCGGCGAUGAGACGCCGCUGAAGGAUUUACUCUUGCGCGUGACAGAGGGUAUUGACGAAAACACGGCCAAUCUCAACGAUUUCCAGCGCAUUUUUGCUGGCUUAUCCGAAAAGCCCGCUGCGGACGAAACUGUCGACUCAGAGGACUCAGAGGCUGACGCCGACGCCGACGCCGACGUCGCCGAGACGAGCCAGAACACGCCCAAAGAAGAGUCCUCGAAAGAGCUACUCGGCCUCUACCUCACCAUCCGCAACAAGGUGGACGGCAAGUUCGUCCCCCGUCCAGAGCGCCUAGGUCCCAACAGCGAAUGGGAGGUGCAGUACGCCGUGCGAGAGAUGAGCGACGAUCGCGCCCAGCGGCUCUACAAACAAAUCAAGACGCGCCGAAGGAAGAUUCUUGAUAUUGACGCGGCCGAGCGCGCGUCGUCGUGGCAUCGCAUGUUUGAGGGCAGCCUGCCCGCUCUCAGCAAGAGCGGCGCGUCGUACCGCGCGGAACGCAUGAAGGAGGAGGAGGAGGCGGGCAUCCGCGUGGCCUGGGAGCGAGACCCGAGAACGUCCCCGUAG